This is a messenger RNA of Rhinopithecus roxellana (golden snub-nosed monkey), 3844 nucleotides long. It is a transcript of the gene POFUT3, whose product is annotated as fucosyltransferase 10. The record is from RefSeq and is a predicted model, not a curated record. The transcript is spliced from 5 exons. Gene Ontology annotation, cellular component: Golgi membrane. Gene Ontology annotation, molecular function: alpha-(1->3)-fucosyltransferase activity. Bases 376 to 1815 code for a protein of 479 amino acids. NCBI's taxonomy places the organism in Eukaryota, Metazoa, Chordata, Mammalia, Primates, Cercopithecidae.
GCUCCUGAUCGGCUCUCCGGGUCUUCCCGGGGCCCAGGCUGGGGCUCAUAGGGAGAAAGGAAGCGGCGCUGCGGUCCGCUGGGCGAACCCUCCUCCGCGCGAGAAUUUUUUGAUGCCUUCUUAUUUGGAUAAAUCUCCAGCUGCUUUGGUGAUAGCCUAAGAAGACUGCAUGCUGCUUCCUCUUGAUGCCAAGCCAGGCCCUCUUGCAACCUCGGAUCUCAGUCCUUCAUGGAGACCAGGUCCCAGCAGGAAUGGCAGUGCAGGAAAUUGGCGCCCAGAUGGUUCUUCCAUGUGAAGUUGUCUCGGGCUCUGGGCUGACGAGAGAACACCUGGUAACCAGGUUAGCCCUCUGUCAGUCACCUAGAGCAGGGCAGCAUGGUGCGGAUUCAGAGGAGGAAGCUUUUGGCAUCUUGCCUGUGCAUCACAGCCACCGUCUUUCUGCUCGUCACACUCCAGGUCAUGGUUGAGCUGGGGAAGUUUGAGAGGAAGGAGUUUAAAAGCUCUAGUUUGCAAGAUGGACAUACAAAAAUGGAGGAAGCACCUACACACCUUAAUUCAUUUCUUAAGAAAGAAGGGUUAACUUUCCACAGGAAAAGAAAAUGGGAAUUGGACAACUACCCCAUUAUGCUCUGGUGGUCCCCGCUGACGGGGGAAACUGGGAGGUUAGGCCAAUGUGGAGCAGAUGCUUGUUUCUUCACCAUCAACCGGACCUACCUGCGUCAUCACAUGACCAAAGCAUUCCUCUUCUAUGGUACUGACUUUAACAUAGACAGCUUACCUCUGCCUCGGAAAGCCCAUCAUGACUGGGCUCUUUUUCACGAAGAGUCCCCAAAAAACAAUUAUAAGCUCUUUCAUAAACCGGUGAUCACCUUGUUCAACUACACUGCCACGUUCAGCAGGCAUUCCCACUUGCCACUAACUACCCAAUACUUGGAGAGCAUUGAAGUCCUGAAGUCACUCCGAUACCUAGUUCCUUUGCAGUCCAAAAACAAGCUUAGAAAAAGACUUGCUCCGCUGGUCUAUGUACAGUCAGACUGUGACCCACCAUCAGACAGGGACAGCUAUGUUCGCGAGCUCAUGGCUUACAUUGAGGUUGAUUCCUAUGGUGAAUGUAUACGCAACAAAGACCUCCCUCAGCAGCUGAAAAAUCCAGCCUCUAUGGAUGCUGAUGGCUUUUAUAGGAUCAUUGCACAGUAUAAGUUUAUCCUAGCUUUUGAGAAUGCAGUUUGUGAUGACUACAUCACUGAGAAGUUCUGGAGGCCACUGAAACUGGGGAUAGUUCCUGUAUAUUACGGAUCACCCAGCAUCACAGACUGGCUUCCAAGUAACAAAAGUGCUAUUCUUGUAUCAGAAUUUUCUCACCCCAGGGAACUGGCAAGUUACAUCAGACGACUGGAUUCUGAUGACAGAUUGUAUGAGGCCUAUAUAGAAUGGAAGCUGAAGGGUGAGAUCUCCAACCAGCGACUUCUGACGGCUCUCAGGGAACGGAAAUGGGGAGUGCAAGAUGUCAACCAGGACAAUUACAUCGAUGCAUUUGAGUGUAUGGUGUGCACCAAGGUGUGGGAUAAUAUCAGGCUUCAGGAAAAGGGCUUACCACCCAAAAGAUGGAAGGCAGAAGAUACCCACCUGAGUUGCCCAAAGCCCACGGUGUUUGCUUUCUCACCACUCCGGGCUCCACCUUUGAGAUCUUUGCGAGAGAUGUGGAUAUCCAGCUUUGAACAAUCCAAGAAAGAAGCCCAGGCACUAAGGUGGCUGGUUGAUAGGAAUCAAAACUUUUCAUCUCAAGAGUUUUGGGGCCUAGUAUUCAAGGACUGAUUUCAAAAACGAUCAGAAUGAAACAGACUAGAGCCUUCUUGAGGUUUAUUUUCUAGGUUGCCUUAAUAUUUGAACGUAAUAGCUAUUCUGUUGACUAUCCAGCAGGAUAAUAAUUAGUUGCUGCAGUACUCAUAAUGAGCCCUUUCAAAGAGUAGAUGUAAAUUACCCUUAGGGGUUGCCUCUGUAUUUUUUAUACUAAAAAAGGAAAUAUUUCUUAUGAACACUGGUUAUCUUCCAUGUCCAUGUCUGUGGACCCACAUACUUACUGCCUUUUGUGGAAAUUCACCUAAAGUGAGCACUUUCCUUGUGCAGUGGAGGGAGACAAUCUAGCUGUAGAUUCUUGAUACUCACCUCACUCUCUACAGCUUAUUGGUAUUUGGCAAAUCCAGUGUCCUGCAGCUGAGCAUGAACAUGAAAUACAUUAGAACUUGGAAAUGAGAGAUCCCAUCUGUUGGUUUCCAGGGAUGUAAGUGAGUAAUAAAAGCUGUUUCAAGUUUAUCCGCUAUCCACUCUUCAAGUGAAAAGAACAUAUCUGUGUCUACCUUCUUCUUCAUACCCUGAGCCACCUCUCUAACCUUCUUUAGUUAUGCCUUGCCCUAUCGCCUCCCAUUUUCCCUUCAAAGUAGAAUGUCUUGUAAAGACACAGUAACUCCUGUGUGUUUUGAUUAGUGAGAUGUUACCACUUAUCCCUUCUGCUGAGCAGAAUAAUAUCAAGAAUUGCUAUGAUUAUGAUUCAGUCUGGACAGCCUGGAGAUUUUGAGCAGCGCAAGAGUAGAAGUGAAUACCCCAGGAACUCCAACUGUGCUGAAGCUGAUUUGUCUGUUCGUAGGAUGAUGUGCAGCCUGUCAUGGUGGCAGCCACCAGCAUUCAGUUUGUAAGCAUUUCCUGUCAUUUCUGAUCCUGCCACAGAGAAGGUUGAGCUGUCCUGUCUGGGGCAUCUACUGGAGCACCUCAGAAGACGAGGAAAACACUGGUUCACAUUUUCUUUCCAUGUGAGGGAGGGGAGGCUUCUAGAUGAUACUAAAAGCCUGUUGCCACUGUUGUGUCAUGGUUUCCAUUCUUCAUCAUGGAAAGCCGCAAGCCUCAGAAGGCAGCCAGAGGACAGGAAGAGUCUGUGAUGCUCAUGUUUGUGUCAUGGCAUGAGGGGGAAUUGACAAGUGCCUCCUUAGCUUUGGCUCCUAUUGAAGGCUGUGCCCUUGGUGUGCUUGGCAGUGAGCAGUAUCUUCAUUAGGUAGCUCUGGCUGGGCUUUGUCAGCCAGCAUUGAGAAAGGAGAACCAAAACCAGUACCUCCUUACAGAAGCCAGAAGGAUCACAUUGGGUGAGAGAAGGUGUCUAUAACUGGGUUCUUCCUAAUCCCAGCUCUUUCAUUAACUAAAUAUGAUCUUGGACAUAUCUCUUAACCUCCAUGGGCCUUAGUUUUUACAUCUAAAAAGAAGUGAUUGGGCUGGCCUUGGAAGGUUUUUUGUUUUUGUUUUUUUUCCCCUGUGUAAUACUCUUAAUUGUUCAUCAACAUUUAAGAAAUUUAAUUUUGUAGAUUUUUUACUAAAGAGAGUAACAAACUAUUUCGGAACCGCUGUAUAUUAUUCAAGGGAAGCAUGCUGUUUGGAGGACGGAGCAUACUUAAUGGGUAGUAUUGAGGAUGAAAGGGAAUUUCUCUCUGCCAUUUUAUUUGAUAAUAUUAAAGAAAUGAAGACUGGAAAGAGGAUUGCUUGUUAAAGAUCAGAUUUUAAAUUGCAUAUAAAAUGAAGUGAGUUGUUUUUUGUUUUUGAACCCUCAAAAGAAAGCCUGAGAGGUGAUUUAUGCCUCUGGCAAGAUAUUAUCAUGAUGACUUCAGUUCUCCUCCAUAAAUGCCUUAAGCAAAUACCCAGUGCUUAUGCGGCUGCGUGUAUGUCUUAAACCUCAACUUUUCAGGCAGUCUCGUUCCAUCUUAGUUCUUCAUCAAGUCCAUAGAUAAAAUCCUCUCUAAGCGUUUCUGAAGUAUGUAUCCCUGAACAAAUUUAGUGAAAUAAAAUCAUUAAUCUAUGUUGA